ACUCUUAAAAAAAUAAAGGAAGAAAGAGGUUGACUCUAAACAUCCAGAGGAAGUUGGGAGCAGAAACAGGACUGAAGGAAGGAUGACAGGGGAAAGACGAGGCUAGCUGAUUGAAGUCACAUCAGACACGUCUGAGUGGCUGCAAAAGCGUCGUCAUGGGCUCCCGUGCAGGGUCCUCUGGUGUGAAUGGCUCAAGCCGAGUUGGAGGUCAUGGAACUGAGGAAGAAAACCACAACACUGAGACACACGCCUCGUGUUUAAAGGCAGUAAGACAUCGACUGGGAAGUGCAGAUCCAGCUGGACAGGGAAGGUCAAGCAGUGCCGAGCACCUGAUGAGACCAGCCUUGCCGGGGAGGAAAUCACACAAAAAGACCUUCGGUGAUGUCAACAGAGGGAGGUGGAAAGAGGGCAACCAAGAAACUGAUGAGGAAAGAAACAAUGUUGAACACGUAGAAAGCAGGGACAGAGGAAAACAACGGCAGAGAAAGACUGAAAGAGCUGAGACACAUGGAGAUGGAGCCCAGGAAAGACAAGGAACAGGAAGCCCUGAAAGUUUGUCCAGAAGUAAUUCUUGGGAAGUGCGAGAAGGAUCCAACAAUUUGCCGAGAGGACACACAUGUCCCCGACCUCUUAGUAUUGGCUACUCCCAGACCAACACCAUCAGUUUAAAUGCUCAAUCCCCUCGGCCCGCACUGAGGUCCAUGUCUUCUCAGCCCACCAUCCAAUCCAGAUCCACACGCCUGUCACCCCAGGGGCGACCUGCAGGCGACCUACACCGCUUCCCAUUUAGUUCAUCCAGCAAUCUGGAUCCAUUCUGGGUGGAGGUGAGAACAGGGGGAGCAACUGGAAGAUCAGGGCCAAGCCAUCAUGGCUCAGAGUUAGGAGCAGAGGAGGAGGGGGAAGUCGACGGCGAAGAAGAAGAGGAGGAGGAGGAGGAGGAGGAAGACGUGGAAAAUGCAGAGGAAGAAGGCAGUGGUGUGAUGGAGGUGAUGGGUCGAACCAUGACCCCGGCAGCGGUGCCCCCCUGUGUCUCUACUGCAGAGAGGAGGAUGAGCAAGAGAGAGAAGAACAGGAUUAAGUGUCUGAGGAGGAGGCAGCGGAGAAGGGAGCGGUGGAGACAGAGUCAACUGCAGGAGAGCACACAGAGCUCGACAGGAAACCCAUCCAGCAGCAGCAGUGAGGAUGAGGAGGACAUGAGCGCCGGGGACAGGGAAGGUUACAUCUGCGCCGUGUGUUUGGAUGUGUACUUCAGCCCUUACAUGUGCCACCCCUGCAACCACAUCUUCUGUGAGCCCUGUCUGAGGACGCUGGCUAAGAGCAGCCCGACCAACACCCCCUGCCCCCUCUGCAGAACAAUCAUCACGCACGUCUUCUUCCAGAAGGAGCUGAACCAAACAGCAAGAACAUUCUUCCCAAAGGAAUACCUGUCCAGGAAACAAAAUUUUCAGAAAGCGAGUUGUGCAAAGUGGCCUCUCCCGAGCUGCAGAAAACUCUUCCGUAUCUUUGGAGGUUUCCAGAGGCCGUCCAGUCCCAUUGCCAGACGCCAGUUCCCCCAUGGAGGAGGCUACCGUCUGGACGCCAUGGACUUUGAGGACGACUCUCGAGGCUGGCGCUUUGACAUGGACUUGGUCAUCGUCUACAUCUACUCAGUCAACUGGGUUAUCGGCUUCUUCAUAUUCUGCUUCCUUUGCUACCUCUUCUUCCCUUCUUUUUGA
Molecule: messenger RNA, 1715 nt
Organism: Scophthalmus maximus (turbot)
Lineage: Eukaryota; Metazoa; Chordata; Actinopteri; Pleuronectiformes; Scophthalmidae
Gene: rnf180a
Product: ring finger protein 180a
Exons: 4
Coding region: 156-1715 (519 amino acids)
Biological process (GO): serotonin metabolic process; norepinephrine metabolic process; protein polyubiquitination
Cellular component (GO): endoplasmic reticulum membrane
Molecular function (GO): ubiquitin conjugating enzyme binding; ubiquitin protein ligase activity
Source: RefSeq, a predicted model, not a curated record